Molecule: messenger RNA, 972 nt
Organism: Protopolystoma xenopodis
Lineage: Eukaryota; Metazoa; Platyhelminthes; Monogenea; Polystomatidea; Polystomatidae
Source: the annotation of a GenBank genome assembly
CUCGCGCUUCUUGAUUCAAUCAACCAGACUAGCCUCUACCACUACACAAUGUCGUGCAUUCUUGGUAUCCAGGUUAAGGAAAACAGGGGCUCUAACACAAUUCCUCAACUUAACGUUACUUUAUACUUUAUGGGCGAGUCAUACCACGCCGUAGCUGUUGGUAUCAAUGCCUUUUCCAAUGCAUUAAUACGCUAUCAGCAAGCCCUAAACACAUGCCUUCUGGAACCCUUUACUGGACCCCGAAUUCUUGCCGCCAAUCAACCUCUUCCAGAAACUGAUAUAGAACGCGCUCAGAGUAUGUCCAGCAUCCAGGGUCUACAGAAUGUUAUUGGUGCCGCAUUUCCUCUCUCCGCCAACCUCCUAAUUGCUGUAUCUUUCUUGUCGGCCAGUAUCUCUCUUUGGCUCGUUCAUGAAAGAGCCUGCAAAGCAAAGCAUUUACAAUUUGUCUCUGGUGUGCAUCUCAGUAUGUACUGGCUUUCAACCUAUAUCUGGGACAUCUGCAUGUUCGUGAUCAUAUCAGGUCUUAUUCUGGCCAUAAUCGUGCAGUACAACGUCGAAGUCUUCAUGUUCGGCACCGAACGUCUUUUAAUGAUCUUUAUUACAUUCCUCCUUUUUGGCUGGGCCUCUAUUCCACAGAUGUAUCUCCUCUCGUAUUUAUUCUCAACUCCAGCUUCGGGUCUAGUUGGCAUGGGCGCUUUCAGCAUUAUUUCCGCCUUUCUUGCCUCUCUUACUGUGAUGCUACUUAGUCUUCCUCAGAUUUCCCUACAAUUAGUCGCCAUCAGACUCUCCCGUGCAUUCAGUGCUAUCUUUCCAUCAUACGCGUUCGUGAGUGCUCUGUUCUUAAUAGUACAGAACUACGAAUUUCGCAAGAUUUGCGACAAUCCACUCAUAGAUGUUAUCUGCGAAAAUCCUGAAGUCACAAUGCCUUGUUGUUUAGGUGAGUUGACUCGGCUGCUGCUUGUUCCCUAUUAA